This is a messenger RNA of Paramecium tetraurelia, 1116 nucleotides long. RefSeq lists its product as uncharacterized. Gene Ontology annotation, molecular function: protein serine/threonine kinase activity; ATP binding. The record is from RefSeq and is a predicted model, not a curated record. Lineage: Eukaryota; Ciliophora; Oligohymenophorea; Peniculida; Parameciidae. The transcript is spliced from 3 exons. Gene Ontology annotation, cellular component: protein kinase CK2 complex; cytosol; nucleus. Gene Ontology annotation, biological process: protein phosphorylation.
AUGAAAAAAUAAUAAGUAUAAGCCAAAGCCAAGGCUAAGACAACUGAGAAAUAGACCAAGUUGAAUCAAAAUUCUAAUGACCGUUAUUACCCUGACCUUUUAAUAGAUGAGGAUGCUUAUCUUCGAAACAAUUACAAGGUGGUUCGUGAAUUGGGAAGAGGAGGAUAUGGUGUGGUUUAUAAAGGUUAUGCAUACCAUAAUGGACAAGAAGACAAGACAAAGAAGUAUGCAAUUAAAGUGAAUUUCUCAACAGUCUCUCCAGAAUUGAUAUUUGCAGAGAUUGGAUUCCUGAAAUUAGUGUAAGGAAAGGAGAACUUGCCUCAAUUGGUUAAUUUAUUCUUGACAAAUUAGAAAAUAUACAUAGUAACAGAGUAUUUUAGUUUUGAUCCAUUCAUUACUUUUUUUUCUACUUUUAACAUGUAGGAAAUUAAAGAUUAUUUACGAGAAUUGUUAAAGGCUUUACUUAUAUUGAAAUAGAAUGGAAUAUAUCAUAGAGAUGUAAAACCUGGUAAUUUUCUUUAUAACCCAAAAUUAAAGAAAGGUAUCCUUAUUGAUUAUGGAUUAUCGGAAAUCGAUAAAUCGUUUGUCAAUAAUAUGGUGGAAAAUGGUGGAAAUACAUAAGAAAUAAGACAAAGAAAGCAAUUAUAUGAAGAUAUUAUGAAAACAAUUGCUUAAAUCGGACACAAUAAAAUAGGCACUGAGAGUUUCAUGCCAUUGGAAUCCAUUUUACAUUAUCAAGAGUAAUCCUAUGAAGUUGACAUAUGGGCUGUAGGAGUCAUAUUUUUAUAGUUUCUGACAAGGAAAUACAACCUAUUCAGUAAUGUGAGGAUGGUCCACAAACCUGCAGUGUCUAAAAAUCUAUUCUAUGUGAACUUUAUUCUAGAAUUGACUUCACUAUUUGGAGCUGAAGCCAUUACUAAGAUUUGUAAUAAAUUUGGUUAUAGCCUGAAUUUGCCAUCUGUUGUUGCUAAAACCCCAAUUAAUUGGAGGAGUGUAAUUCAUGUUGAGGGAUUUGAUGACAAAGCAGAAGACUUACUAACUUAGUUAUUAGAAUUAGAUCCUUAAAAAAGGAUUAAAGUUGAGGAUGCUCUAUAACACCCAUUCUUUGAACAGUGA